CCGUGGUGGGGGAGAAACUCUGAGUGGGACUAUUUACUAAUGGGCUUGAGGAUGACACCACCUUGUAAAAGCCCAUGCGAGGUUUGGACCUUUGACUUUGCAGAAGACAACUUCAAACGGCUAGCAACCCAAGACAAGUGGCUGAGUACGGGAUAACGUGAAAGCGCGCGGUGGAAGGAGGAAGAUGGCACUACUUUCCAACUUACAGUUUUCUCGUUGGACUUUUUACAAACACCUUACUCCGCGUAAAUAUACAACGCUCUGUCAGCACAAUUCCACAGCCAAUUUAUCCCAUUACGUAACCCUAACUACCCGCCAGAAAGACCAGAUUCAUCUCUACGUCGAUACACUUCUUCAAUGGAACAAGCGCAUGAAUCUAACCGCAGUAAAAGAAGUGAAUGAAGUCAUGGAAAGACACAUCGAGGACUCCCUUGCGAUUUUGCCUCCGUUGAGCGAUAAUUAUAUCAGUCACUGCAGCAAUUCUAUCGAUAAGCUUAAACUCGUCGAUGUUGGAACCGGCGCAGGUCUUCCUGGAGUAGUUUUGGCUAUAGCUCGACCAGAUUGGGACGUAACGCUGAUGGAGUCUAUGAACAAGCGGUGCGUCUUCUUGGAGCAUGUUGUUGGUGUUAUUGGUUCCACCAAUGUUCAAAUUGUAAGAGGAAGAGCAGAGAGUUUGGGGCAGGAUCUUUGCUUCAGAGAGAAAUUUGACAUAGCAGUAGCCAGGGCAGUUGCAGAGACGAGAAUAUUAGCUGAGUAUUGUCUUCCGUUGGUUCGUGUUGGGGGAAUGUUUAUUGCUGCCAAGGGUCAUGAUCCUGAGGAUGAAGUUAAGAAAGCUGAAAGCGCCAUCAAGAAAAUGGGUGCAUCAUUAUUGCAAGUAUGCUCAGUGGAAUCGCAAAGCCCAUAUGGUCAGCGUACUGCCGUCAUAUGUCUGAAGGAUCGGCCCACCCCAAUGAAAUAUCCCCGUGAUCCUGGUACACCAACCAAAGAACCAUUGUAAGAUGGAUGCUCACUCUGUUGGCUGGGUUCUGCUGUUCUUUCUACUCAGUCGUAUCGCUUUCCUUGAACCAGUCUGAGAGAAGGACCCAUAUGAUGUGCACCAGUGACCUGCUUUUUCCGUUUAACCUAGGACCAGUUUUUUUUUUAUCUAACUUAUUAUAAAUUUAUAAUAGUAGUGUUGUUUUUUGUUUUUUUAAUAGUAGUAAUGUUAUGACUUUGUUCAGUGUGAUGCUACUCUAGUUGUACUUGCACACAGGCAAAGCAUUACAAUAUGCCUUGUAUCUACACGGGUAGAAACUCUAAUUGUCGAUUAGUGCAGCAAUGAAAUAAAACAGUUAACUGCAUUUUGUCUUUAA
Messenger RNA from Lathyrus oleraceus (garden pea), 1352 nucleotides. RefSeq lists its product as uncharacterized. The transcript has 7 exons. The record is from RefSeq and is a predicted model, not a curated record. Gene Ontology annotation, biological process: rRNA processing. Gene Ontology annotation, molecular function: rRNA (guanine-N7-)-methyltransferase activity. Lineage: Eukaryota; Viridiplantae; Streptophyta; Magnoliopsida; Fabales; Fabaceae. The coding region runs from base 185 to 997 and encodes 270 amino acids. Gene Ontology annotation, cellular component: cytoplasm; cytosol.